AUGGAGCUCAAGGGAGCUACCAUGGACACAGAGCUCAUGCAGCUUGAGGAAGAAUACUGUCCGUUGAAGAAGCCCCAGUUCAAGGUUGUCAUUGAAGAGCUUGGCUCUCUUCAUGCAUAUCCUUGUCACCUGCCUCACUGGGCAGUGUUCUGUGGUCUUUAUCAGUCGCUGAUCAGUGGUGCCAAUCUUAUUAUGCCCAUGGCAUUGCAUUUGUCUGAUAACCUGGGUAGUGGCUCUGGCUUGACUCCUUCACAGAUGAACACGCCUGUCGUGCUAUGA
Molecule: messenger RNA, 279 nt
Organism: Aspergillus chevalieri
Lineage: Eukaryota; Fungi; Ascomycota; Eurotiomycetes; Eurotiales; Aspergillaceae
Product: putative MFS sugar transporter
Exons: 1
Coding region: 1-279 (92 amino acids)
Source: RefSeq, a predicted model, not a curated record